Triticum urartu is the source of this 1560-nucleotide messenger RNA. RefSeq lists its product as uncharacterized. NCBI's taxonomy places the organism in Eukaryota, Viridiplantae, Streptophyta, Magnoliopsida, Poales, Poaceae. The record is from RefSeq and is a predicted model, not a curated record.
CGUUCGCUCAAGGCCCAAUGGCGAAGCAGGGGAAGCAGAUAUCAUUCCGCCACCGCGCCUGAAGCUAUGGCCGUGGCGCCGUUUCCGCCGCCGCCUCUCCUCGCCUCGCACGCCGCCGUCCGAGCCGCAGCCUCACGCGUCGUCGCAUCCCGGCCUAUCCGCGUCGCCGGCGAAGACUGCCACCACAACCCGCCGCAGGUCGCGGCCCUCCGGCGCGGCGACUGGGUGAAGCUCAUCUGCGGCGCCAGCUUCGAGGAUGCUGCCGAUGUCCGGAAUCUCUCCCUUGUCUACACGCUGGCUGGAGUGGAUUGCAUUGAUUGUGCAGCAGAUGCAUCUGUAGUCAGUGCGGUGAAUGAAGGUAUUGAUGUAGCAGCCUCAAUUGUACCAGAAGUUCAAAGGCCUUGGGUGAUGGUUAGCGUUAAUGAUGAUUGCAGAGAUCUUCAUUUCCGCAAAGCUGGAUUUGAUCCUGAAGAUUGCCCACCGAAUUGCUCAAAGCCAUGUGAGAAAGUUUGUCCUGCUGAUGCAAUAUCACUAAAGAGGGUCAUGGUUGGAGAACAUGCUCAGUCCGAUCCAAUAUGUGAUAAACUUGAGGGUGGUGUCAUUAUGGAACGAUGCUAUGGCUGCGGUAGAUGCUUAUCAGUUUGCCCUUAUGACAGAAUAAGUGCUAUGUCCUAUGUACGAGAUCCUGCCACGACAGCUGAACUGUUGAAAAGGAGUGAUGUUGAUGCAAUAGAAAUACAUACCACUGGAAAGGGAAUUGGUAUGUUUAGUACGCUCUGGAACAGCUUGGGUGAGUCAAUCAAUAAUGUGAAGUUGGUCGCAGUAAGCCUGCCUAAUGCUGGUGCAUCAACAAUUGAUUUCAUGAAUGCAACAUACACGAUAAUGCAGUCUAAUCUGGAAGGGUAUAAUCUUUGGCAGUUAGAUGGUCGUCCUAUGAGUGGUGACAUCGGUCGAGGUGCAACAAGGGAAACUGUUUCUUUUGCUGUUGAUCUGACUUCAGUACAAGAUAGGCCUCUUGGCUUUUAUCAGCUGGCUGGUGGCACCAACUUAUACACUGUAGAUUGCUUAAAGAAAGCUGGUCUUUUCAUGGCUAGGACUUUACCUGGGACAAGAACUACUGAAAAGGUUGGUUCCCAGGAAGCUCUAAUAGGAGGAAUAGCUUAUGGUGGCUAUGCUCGCAAGAUUGUUGGAAGAGUUCUGCGCAAAAUACCAUCAGAACUUGGGCGCGUACGCAUCGAGGAUCAUCCAGGAUAUCUCCUAGAGGCAUUGCAGGAAGCCUUGUCCUUAGUAGGCCCUGUGAAGGGUUAUUCAGCUCUGGAAACAUGAGUAAAAAUGUCAUCGCUGUGCUCUUUCCCGAUCAACAGGGGUGCUGCUGCGUGGUUCGAAUAGAUCUUUCAUAGCUGCAUCCUGUUCUUUCAAGGAGUAUGCCACCGAUGUAGCGUCUAUGGAAGCAGCCGCGGUUCUCGAGGGGCUGUGUCUUGGGGAAGAGGUAGGUAUCUCAACCCUGUCUGUAGAAUAUGAUUCACAAGAAAUUGUCCAAGCUAUUCUGGAUCCAUCAAA